Molecule: messenger RNA, 2514 nt
Organism: Macadamia integrifolia
Lineage: Eukaryota; Viridiplantae; Streptophyta; Magnoliopsida; Proteales; Proteaceae
Product: protein SIEVE ELEMENT OCCLUSION A-like
Exons: 7
Coding region: 18-2255 (745 amino acids)
Biological process (GO): phloem development
Source: RefSeq, a predicted model, not a curated record
UUUGGUGUGAAGUAAGAAUGGCCGAAGCAUACAAACUCUCGCGUAAGCAAUCCAAAGCUUUAGGGAAAGUAAUUUCUUCCGUCGCAGAAAAUAGUGGAAAAUCUUUGUCAUCUGAGGAUCUAGGGAUCAUAAAGCAUAUCAUCUCCCCUGAGGAUUUCGAAAUCCUAAGACGAAAUUUGGGUGUGACGAGGAUAUUUUAUAAUGGCGAUGACAAGAAUUUACCAUUUUCAUUGUUGCAGUCUUUUUCGGACAUCCCCGGCAUAAUCGAUGUUGAGGAAGGAGGUCGAUUGUCUCGAGAGUUUAACUAUGAUGACUUGAUGGGAUUGAUAGAGAAUAUCUUCCACCAUGCACUCUUCAACGACAAACCGGCUUCCCAACAAAAUUUGCAUGAGAAAAUUAAUGAGGGCCUAAGAUCCACUGAAGGACUUCAAAUUGAUAGUAGCAUCCAACGGACUGUACAUGAGCUUUAUUGGAAGAUGAUAUCAAGAUGUGCAUGUGGUGUGGAUGAUGCACAUGAAGUGACAGUAGCCUUGCUUGAUUCACUACAUGAUUACUCUUGGGCGGCUCAAAUAGUGUUGCUGGUGGCUGCAUUUGCAAUCAGCUUUGGCGAGUUUUGGCAAACCGUGGAACCACCCUUGACUACAGAAGAAGAUCAUCUAUCACGAUCAAUAUGUAUACUUAAGCGACCUCAUUGUUUGAUCCAAGCAACUGAUUCCGUGAAGUCUGGCCUUGAAUCUAUAAGGACUUUGGUGGAAAGAAUUUGGGAGUUGACCAAAUGGCUUGUUGAAUUUGAAAAGGAAUUCGCUACCAGUUGGUAUGCUACAUAUAAAAAGAGUAAUGCUGCUAUUGAAUAUCCAGAAGUACUUGUUAUUGGGUACCAGGUUGUGUAUAGUGUUGUCACCUGCCUCUUUCAUGACAUUGCAUUGGUGAGAAUGAACAAAGAGUACACAACUUUAGCCACUGAGUUCCACCAAAUGAGAAAGUCUUCAGAGACACUAGCUUUUCUUCAAUCUUAUGUCUAUGCAAGAAGAAGAAUGUACGCCAUUGGUCUCCAUGCUCAAUACAUGAUCGAUACUGGACCUAGUUAUCUAAACAUUCUAAAGUUCAUGUCUGGGUUGAUCUCUCAAACAGGAGAAUUGGUUCUAAGUCGGGCUACCAAAGGAAAGGAAACAUUCUUUACCAAAACAAAAAAGUUACAGGUAACAUUGGAAAAGCUCACAGGCAAGUGCAUUGCCUUGUUCAUCUCAGAUUUCAAAGUCCAAAAGGAAGAAUUUCCAUCACUCAUAAAAACUUACAAAGCUGCUUCGAACAACCCAAACACAUGUUUUGAAGUUGUUUGGGUGCCGAUGGUGGAUCAAUCUACUACUUGGACUGAAGACAACAAAAGAACAGUUUCUAACAUGGGCACUUCCAUGCCUUGGUAUUGGGUAUCAGAUCCUUCCACCAUUAAAAUUUCAUUCCUGCAACAUGUGAAAGAAGAAUGGCAUUUCCAAGGGAAGCCCAUAUUGGUGAUCCUUGACAUGGGAGCUGGCCAGAUCAAACACACCAAUGCUCUUCCCAUGAUGGAGUUUUGGGGUCCUUCAGCCUACCCUUUCUCAAUAAAAGAUGAAGAAAGGCUCCAAGAAGGACUUAGCCGUGCGAUUGACUUAAUGUUUUCCACCAACGAGCCAAACAUGGACAAAUGGGUUGAGGAAGGGAAGAUCAUAUGCUUCUAUGGAAGCCAUAACGAAGAAUGGAUAAGAAGAUUUCUCCAGAAGCUAGAAAAUAUUACUACGCAAACAAAUUUUAAAAUGGAGAUUACAUAUGUUGGCACAAACAAGAAGGAAGAAGAAUUGUCAAGGAUCUUGGCCAUCAUCAAGGACAUGAACAAGAGUAGGGUUUGGCCUGAAGAAAGAAUCCUAUCAUUUUGGCACACUUGGAAGAAAAUAAGACGCCCCAAGAAGAUUUAUUUUUCAAUGUGGAAAGAGAUCAUUAACAUAUUAAGUUAUGAUGAGUAUGAGGAUGGGUGGGCUCUAAUUUUCCAAGACUCCAAACAAGAUGUUGUCAAAUCCAGUGGGACCAAAUUGAUCGAAUGUUUGGAUAGCUUUGUGACACGUGGAUCAAGAAUUGAAGAACCUAAGAAUUUUCUAAAAGAGCUAAAUGAAGAACUACGGGUGAAGUAUGCUGCAGAACAUUGCUGCAAUGGCAUGAAGGUCCCAACUAGUGAUGGUUCUGUACAGGUUCAUUGUAUGGAAUGUGGUCGCUUUAUGGAUUGAUCAGACUCACAUUUAACUGAGGCCUCAAUGUGAGUCUGAUACUCUGGGCUGGGCCCAAAGUUCAAAAGGUCAAAAGCUCGUGAAUUAACUCUAGUUUGUGGGUUAAUUAUAGGCCAAAGUUCAUAUGAUCAUGGGUCAGAGCCCAAAAUCCAAAAUCUAUUUAGAAACCCAUCCAUAGAAGGAGAAAUAUAAAUAUAACUUUCCACUUGCAAGCAUUAAUAAGCAAGAGACACAUAAAUGUGUGAUAUGGUUCACAAUG